GGCUUUAAUCUCGACAUGUCUGUGGGGCUUCGUGCUGCGCCGCUGCAGGCCGCAGAGGAGCCUCUGAAGGCGGGGAAAAGCUCCGCGGCGGCUCGGCGUAGAGCCCUGGGAGAGAUCACCAACCAGCCCGGACCGCUGGCCGAUACCAAGAGGACGGGAUCGUCCAACAAGUCCUCCAAGUUUUCCUGCUCCCAGAAACCCAGCCGGGUCCCUGAGGUCGCGGCCCGGGUCCCUGAGGUCGCGGCCCGGGUCCCUGAGGUCGCGGCCCGGGUCCCUGAGGUCGCGGCCCGGGUCCCUGAGGUCGCGGCCCGGGUCCCGGAGGUCGCGGCCCGGGUCCCGGAGGUCGCGGCCCGGGUCCCGGAGACGCUCCCGCCUCUUCCAGAGGAUCCGUCCCUGGAGGCGGAGCAGGAACUGUGCCCGGCUUUCUCCGAGACGCUGCUGCCGGUGCCGGACGUGGAUGAGCAGGACGCGGCGGAGCCGCAGCUCUGCUCUCACUACGUCAAGGACAUCUACGCCUACCUGCAGAGUCUGGAGGUGCAGCAGGCCAUCCGGGCCGACUACCUGAAGGGGUCGGAGGUCACGGCGGCCAUGAGGGCGAUCCUGGUGGACUGGUUGAUCCAGGUCCACUCUCGCUUCCAGCUGCUGCAAGAGACGCUGUACCUCACCGUGGCCGUCCUGGACCGCUUCCUGCAGGUCCAGCCGGUGUCCCGCAGGAAGCUGCAGCUGGCCGGCGUGGCCGCCAUGCUGGUGGCCUGUAAGUACGAGGAGAUGUUCUGCCCGGAGGUGGGAGACUUCGCCUACAUCACGGAUGACGCCUUCAGCAAGGCCCAGAUCCUGGAGAUGGAGCAGCUGGUGCUGAAGCGGCUCGGCUUCCAGCUGGGCCGCCCGCUGCCGCUGCACUUCCUGCGCCGAGCCUCCAAGGUGGCAAACACCGACGUAGAGAAGCACACGCUGGCCAAGUACCUGAUGGAGCUGACCCUGCUGGACUACCAGAUGGUCCACGUGCGGCCCUCUGAGGUCGCCGCCGCCUCCCUGUGUCUGUCCCAGCUGCUGGUGGACGGCCUGCCCUGGUCGCCCACGCAGCAGCACUACUCCACCUAUGACGAGGCCCACCUGCAGCCAAUCAUGCAGCAGUUGGCAAAGAACGUGGUUCUGGUGAACGAGGGGAGGACCAAGUUCCAGGCGGUGAGGAAGAAGUACUCCAGCAGCAAACUGAUGAAGAUCAGCCUCCUUCCUCAGCUGAACUCCUCCAUCAUCCAGAAGCUGGCGGCUCCUCUGCUAACGGAGUCCUGAGACCCGGGAACGUUUUCCUGUACUUUAACUGUUUGCACUUUAGUUUUGGAUUUGUUCUCUUGCAUAUUUGAUAAAAUGUUUUUAUAAAUUUUCA
Molecule: messenger RNA, 1387 nt
Organism: Poeciliopsis prolifica (blackstripe livebearer)
Lineage: Eukaryota; Metazoa; Chordata; Actinopteri; Cyprinodontiformes; Poeciliidae
Product: G2/mitotic-specific cyclin-B2-like
Biological process (GO): regulation of cyclin-dependent protein serine/threonine kinase activity; mitotic cell cycle phase transition
Cellular component (GO): cyclin-dependent protein kinase holoenzyme complex; nucleus; cytoplasm
Molecular function (GO): cyclin-dependent protein serine/threonine kinase regulator activity
Source: RefSeq, a predicted model, not a curated record